Messenger RNA from Brachypodium distachyon (stiff brome), 1053 nucleotides. RefSeq lists its product as uncharacterized. The coding region runs from base 198 to 740 and encodes 180 amino acids. The transcript has 2 exons. NCBI's taxonomy places the organism in Eukaryota, Viridiplantae, Streptophyta, Magnoliopsida, Poales, Poaceae. The record is from RefSeq and is a predicted model, not a curated record.
AAACAAGAAAGAGACAAGGCUGCCUCCUCCCCAUCUUCUUCCUCCUCUCACGAUCCAGUCGCGUUGGCUUGGGUCACCGGAGGAGCACGCGCCGCCGAGCAGCUGUCCCUUGUACUAGGCGGAUCGAGGCGCUCUCCUCCCCUUCACCGGAUCGCACACAUCGGCAUCGCCGUCUCCUCCUCCUCCUCGUGUCUGCCAUGGGUGAUUACACAAUCCAAAUAAGCACCAAGUUGAUUGACCAACUCGCUCGUGAUGAUGAGAAGGUGAAAAGGAAGUUCAGGAAACCAAAGCCGAAGAAAGUCACACCACUACAAGAAGAGACUCAGGACAAUGGCAGGGAACUUCCGAGUGAACCAAAGGGUAGCCCUGCUCCUGGGUGGCCACUGCCACCUCCCAUGUAUCUACCAGUAACCCCUGCUCCUCCACCGCCCCCACCUGCAAUCCAGGAAGUGGAAGCCAUACGUGCCGUCUUGGCAGAGAGUGAGAAUGUGCUAGAGAAGUUGCAGAAGGAGGAGGCAGGGGUGCGCCAAGAACUCAGCAAGAGAGCCAAGGAGCUGCACGACAAGGAGUUCAAGCUGCCUUACCAGAACCCUGUGCCAUGCACCGACGAGAGAGCAGGCUGCCUGGAGUGCUACAAGAGCAACGUGGAAGAUCCGCUCAAGUGUGCCGAAGCAGUCAAGAGAUUCAAGGCGUGCGUCCGCAUGGCAAGGCAGAGUGGCCACGUGAAAGCUGAUCAGUAGUGCGGCAACUUUGCUGAGUCGGAGUGAGUGUGGGCACACGAUUUUGCUUUUGUCGGGAUGAUUGAAUAACCAGGAUUUUUUUUGUGAGACCUGAAACACCUUUGUAAAUUUUGGUAAAGGGGUUGCACCGGUCUAGGCAAGGCUGGGGAUCCUUGAAUUUAAUUAGGAGUUCCAUAUUACAUACAUUCAGCUGCCAAACGAAACAUGAACUGUGGCUGCAAAAUCGAUGUGUUCUGAUGAGUGGUAGUUAAUCAAACUGCUGCGUCCUGCAAAGUUGUGUUCCGGGGAUUAAUUGUACCCAUUCUUCAAUGCC